AUGCCGCCGACCAGCCUCCGUCUCCCGCCGACGUCGACGUGGUCACGUGUACGGUCCUGGCCGCCGUCUAUGUCCCCGACAAAUUUGUGGUGGUUGCCGGGGUGCCAGUCUGCUGUGGACUGCUACCGUCUCGGUCGCGCGCGUAUCAACUCGGCCUCCUUGCUUCUCCUCGCACACAUUUUUUUUUUUUUAACCUAUCCCUUGUCUCGGGGCCCCGUCCGGUCGAGAGGCGGAAAAUGGCAUGUCUUCUCACUUGAUAGUCGAGAGGCAUCUCACCGUCCACCGCGUCGUUCUUUCUUCAUGAAAGAAUUGCCCGUUUCUUACGCGGAGGAAACCGGGACACCGCGGGUCGCUUCCCUUACGACCGCGAGCAGUCCUAGAUUGCAAAACGUUGACUACGGCCACGCGCAAACAGCAACAGUGGUAGCACCAUCGUUUCGCUCUCGGAGGUCGAAAUACAAACCUUGGGCGUCUCGAAGCCAGUCUGUGCCGCCGCCGCCGCCGUAUUCUGCCGUCACAGUGCGUGGUCGCGUUUUGCUGUCUUACCUCAAACACCGCCGCCCUCGGCUCGGACGAGACGACCCGCUGAACUUAAGCAUAUCGCUAAGCGGAGGAAAAGAAACCAACCGGGAUUCCCUUAUUCGGAGUUCCCUCGAUCGGGGCCGCCCGCGGCGGGUGCCAGGCCCAUUCGGUGCGGACGGCGAGCGACGGCCUUCGAUCCGAGAGUCGGGUUGCUUGGGAACGCAGCCCAAAUCGGGUGGUAAGCUCCAUCCAAGGCUAAAUACCGGGACGAGUCCGAUAGUCGACAAGUACCGGGUAAACGGGUGGGACCGCUCACCGCGAUCGCGGGGGACUCAGUCCGGUGCUGCCGAACGUGGCCCAAACUCGAUUUGGUUGUUGCCCGGGCUUCGCUCGGGCGGCGGCGCCCAUCUCAGGCCGGCGCGGACGUCGUUCUGGGGGUCACCGGCGGGGAACGCAGUUUGUCGGCAGCUCUGCCGCCGGCAACUCGACCUCGACGCCCUCCGGAUUCUGCUUUUGCGCUCGCGUCGCCGACGGGAGAGACGGGCCGCGGGGAACGAGGAGAGCGCGGCGGUCGCCGCUGUCGCUGCUGCCGCCGCUGUGGCGGCGAUUCGCGUCGCUGCUGCUGCUGCUGCCGCCGUGGCCGCCGUCGCUGCCGUCGUGGCUCCUCCUCUCCAUUCCUCGCGAUCACCCGCACCUUUCCUUCGCUCGGCAUCAUAUGGCGCGGGCGCUUCGGCGCGACGCUCACAUUCCGCACGGCCGGCACCGGACGCACUUCCCCUCCGGUCCGUCGUCGCGACCCGUUCCCGGCGUGCAGGUCGACGCGCGGUGUCCGUAGGCGGAAGGCGCACUCUAAACUCCACCCCACCUGCUUGUCGGGGGGGGCGGAGGCGUCUUCUGUCGGGCCCGCGAGCGUACUGCCCCUUCUGCCGGGGACGGAGGAAACGAAAACGCGAUCCGUUACACGUGGCGAACCGGUUUCUUCUCGUCGGACGAUCCGCGCGGCGCUUCGCGCGCCCUCGGCGCCCCACCGUCUCGGGCGCGCGCGGGACAGUGUUCGCGGGAGCUUCGAAACCGGCGCGGCCGCGUCGAUUCCCGUGCCGGCGCGCGACGUCGUCUCGUCGCGUCGUCUUCUCCGCGUCCGGACGCCAAAAUCUGGGCGCGCGGGAGGGCACUGCCAGCGCGGUAGGUCGGCGUCUCACUGUGCCGCCCGUCACCCGGGUCCGCGACGUGCAUCGGCAACCCACCCGACCCGUCUUGAAACACGGACCGAGGAGUCCUGGCCGUUCGCGAGUCGUAGGGGCCCCGAAGAACCCCGAAGGCGCAGCGAAAGCGAGAGAGCGCGUGGGGGGCACCGGUUCUGGGAGAGGUGUCGCGGCGAAAGCGGUUCCGGCGGGGAGUUUCUCGCUUCCUUCCGCCUGCCUAGCCGUGCCCGAUUCCGCCGGCGCUUGCCGUCUUCGUCCCGUCGUUCGUUUCCCUCUUUUCUUCCGUCCGUCCCGUAUCGGUUCCUCCACGAUUUUCCCGUCGCCGGGAGAUGACGCAGGGGGCUCAGGCGCUUGUGGCGGGGGAAAACUCACGGGGUUCGUUCGCGGCGGGGUGCAGCCUCAAACUUUCCUCCCACCGCCCACCGGUGAGAUCCCGCGGCUUGAACUAGUCACGAUUUAG
This is a messenger RNA of Acanthosepion pharaonis, 2184 nucleotides long. The record is from the annotation of a GenBank genome assembly. NCBI's taxonomy places the organism in Eukaryota, Metazoa, Mollusca, Cephalopoda, Sepiida, Sepiidae.